CCAGGGUAAGAAAUAGAUAUCGAUACUUGACGAGGAGAUGCCUCAGCUACUUUUAGUUGAGAAAUCUUGCGUGACUUUGCCAUUUGAGAGAUAAAAGGUUGGAGGUAUUAUUCCUGAUAAAAAUUUCAAUGGUAGCAAGCUGGAUUCGUUGAAAAGUUUGGACUUCAUCUAAAAUGUCCAGUCAUGCGUCACAGAUCGUAGCCAUGUGCGAGCCAACCGACUAAACUAUUUCCUUCCUCGUACUAGUACCUACAUUCAGCUGAACAUAACCCCGCCUUGAAGAUAUGCAUAGACACGCACCGUCAAGUGAGAGGAUCACAUAUUUGUACGGUUUAUUUCAACAUGAGUUCUCCCUUCUCUCUGGUUCAACCUUUUGUCUGUAAGUGAGAACGAGGUCCGUGUGAUGAAGACAAUGGUGUUGAACAACUUUUUGUUUCUUCUUUUUCAGCUGUUUUGUACAGUAUCUGCACAGGAAAUUGAGGAUUGCAAUUGCAGAGCAGUGCUUGGAGACCCAUCAUGGCCAUCUGGGAUAGAGUGGAAUAAACUUAACAAUACGGUUGAUGGUAGAUUGGUAGCUACGAUACCCAUCGCGGGCCCAUGUCAUGAUCCCAAUUACAACGAAACUGAAUGCGCAUAUCUACAAGCUACCUGGGCCAACCCAAGUUUGCAGUAAGUCAUUUAAAAUACCGCCGACGUCAGUAUCAAUAGACUUAUGUUGAUUUAGUUUUAAUUCAUCUUCUUCGUUGAUAGCUCCAUACUUUGCUAUCCUCGGAAAUCAGAGCUGUGAUCCUUAUUCUUCCGAAUCUAGCCCUUGCCGCUUGGGAAACUUGGUCAAUUAUGCUGUUAACGUAUCGAAAGCUGAAGACGUCAUUGCUGCCAUUCACUUUGCAAAGAGUCAUAAUAUUCGAUUUGUAAUCCGAAAUACUGGUCAUGAGUAAGUGUCCAACUCAAUGGAACCCCGAUGUAAAUUUCGCUAAUCUGUACAAGCUAUCUGGGGAAGUCGACCGGUUCAAGUGCAUUGGCCGUUUGGACACACAACCUAAAGAGUAUCUCGUUCUCUGACUGGUCAUCUGAAUAUUACACUGGCAAAGCAAUGACAAUUGGUGCUGGCGUUCAAGGCUUUGAAGCUCUAGAGGCUGCUCACGAGGCAGGCUUCGUGACAGUAGGUGGUGAAUGUCCCACAGUUGGAAUCGCCGGGGGUUACACUCAAGGAGGUGGUCAUUCCGCCCUCGCCAGUAAUUUUGGUAUGGGUGCUGAUCAGACGCUUUCCUGGGAAGUUGUGACGGCUGGUGGAAAAUUAGUCACUGCUUCAAGAACCGAGAACACGGAUCUAUAUUGGGCUUUGAGCGGUGGUGGAGGAGGUACCUAUGGAGUUGUCAUGUCUCUUACCGUUCGGGUAUAUCCUGAUACAGUCGUUAGCGGUGCAUCUCUGGAAUUUUCAGCAGCCGCUGGUAAUUCCAGUAUCGAAACAUUCUGGGCGGGAGUCGAAGCCUUUCAUUCCUGCCUUCCUGCCAUGGUCGAUGCAGGAACUAUGGUUGGCUAUGGUAUUUCCUCUACUGCUUUCCGCAUAAUUGGUAUGACAGCAUAUAAUAAGACUCGAUCUGAUGUACGGGAUAUAAUGACCAAUUUCACCAAUGCACUCACGGCUUUCGGCAUUAACUAUACAGUGUCAUAUACAGAGUACCCGACAUAUCUUGAACACUACAACAACUAUCUUGGCCCUCUUCCAUAUGGUCCUUGGGGUGGGCCAGGGAUAAAUACUGGUGGAGGCCGAUUGAUACCAAGAAGUGUCAUUCAGGAAAACAAUAAGAUCUAUGUCGCUACCAUCCGUAAUAUUACCAAUUAUGGUAUACCCUACACAGGUGUCGCCUUGAAUGUUUCGUCUCCUCAGAUUAUCUCCACUGUGGAGAAUUCCCUUCUCCCGGCUUGGCGCGAUGCUCUUAUCCAUGUGAUCAUGUCCACCCCUUGGAAUUAUUCCGCGCCAAUAUCAGAAAUGGUAGCUGCACAGUAUUUCAUGGUAAAUAAGAUUAUCCCUCAACUCGAAGCGCUUACCCCUGGUGGAGGAGCUUAUCUGAAUGAAGAUAAUUUCAGACAGAGAAAUUGGCAGGAAACGUUUUACGGGAAGAAUUAUGGCACCUUAUUGGGCAUUAAAAGUAAAUGGGAUCCAGAUCAUCUCUUUUACGCAACAACUGCUGUGGGUAGUGAGGAGUGGGAUGUAGCAGCCGAUGGGAGGAUGUGCCGAACCGGUAACAAAGCUACUUCGAACUCAACAUCCAUAUGAGUAUCUACUCAAUGUUUUUUAUCCAAGUAGUAACAUAACAAACGUUUACUGGCAAUCUUAGAACUAACAAAUCUGUGUCCAUCUUAAAUUCCAGAAAUAUGUUUCUCUACAAAACCGAUAGUUAACCUUACACCACUAGUAAGAAUGGUUAGAUACAUCAUCAUCCUUUGUAUGUAUGGAUAUAAUUAAUCAUUAGCUUUACCACAAAUCCGUGUCGAAUAUCGCAUUAUUCCCGAGUCAGGUUCUCAUGGCCAUAAUUACCAGAGCAUCCGUCGACAAAACGCCUAUAAUAUUCAGACACGUCGAGAAAACUACGCUAGAAAUCUCCUUAAAACUCUCUUUACCACUCUGCGAACCCACAGUUCAAUCUCUGGGUCAACGCUUUUCCAUCUUCGGUCUUCACACUUCUCUUCUCCCACAAAUCACUCAUAGUCUUGACUACAUCAACGUAUGGACCUUUUUUCUCCCGAACUUUCAGCAGUUUCACGGAAGUCCAGAGAGAUUCUAGCA
Sclerotinia trifoliorum is the source of this 2791-nucleotide messenger RNA. NCBI's taxonomy places the organism in Eukaryota, Fungi, Ascomycota, Leotiomycetes, Helotiales, Sclerotiniaceae. The record is from the annotation of a GenBank genome assembly.